Pogonomyrmex barbatus (red harvester ant) is the source of this 1393-nucleotide messenger RNA. RefSeq names its product CUE domain-containing protein 2. Lineage: Eukaryota; Metazoa; Arthropoda; Insecta; Hymenoptera; Formicidae. The record is from RefSeq and is a predicted model, not a curated record.
GUGUCGUCGUUGUCGUCGUCGACGUCGUUGAUCGCCGUUCCGCGAGCAACCGUGAAUUUUCCCUCCCGGCCCGUCUACCUGUCCCGCAUACUCCCGUUUCGUUACAUCGCGUCGACCGAUUCCUCGCAGCAAAUCACGAACGAUCGCUUGAUCGCUCUCGUUUCCUCGAAGAGACGUCGCAGUCUCUCGCAUGGAAGGGCGCGCGAGGGCCGCGUACCAGAGACCUGCUGCCCUCUCGUCUCUCUUAACCUAUAUUAAAGGAUCAAUGACUGGACGUUGUCGCACGUACGCGCGUCGAGGAAUACACCGUCGUGACACUCGUUAGUCCGCGAUUUCAACGAGUCCGAAAUCUGCGAAAUCUUUGGGAACGAUCGUUUUUUUCGUGGAAAUAUUUCGGCGUUCGCUCUCAGGAUGAAUCGCACGAUGGAUGAGAAAGAGGAGUUGGUGAAGAAGGCCUUAUUUAGUUUCGUUAGAAAGCAGGUGCCCACCGCUCAGCUAAGUUUAAUAGACGACAUUGUGCUCAGUUAUGUAGUGAGUAUGGUAGAAGAGAGCGCGUUAGAGGAGAAUUUAGAUGUGGACGGUCUGUGCGAGAUGGUAUCUGCUUGCCUUCCCGAAUUUUCCACCAUUGAAAAAGAGGCAGUGUCAAAAUGGUUGCUGGAUGUAGAAAGUAAAUUGAAACAGGAAAGUAAGGAGAAUGAGAAUUGCCAAUCUCAUAGCGAUCCAUUGAAUCACAUUAGUCUGGCUGCUCUCUUGCCGGCUGGUGCGCAGAGAAUGCGAGUCCACCAUUUGUCGGAAACCAGUGAUGCCGGAAGCGAUUCCAGUGGGGAAUACUUUUCGGAAGAAUCCUCUUGGCAUCAGGUCGCUUUGCUGCAGGAGAUGUUUCCAGCGGCGAGUCCUGCCGAAGCUAGGCAUUGUUUAGCCGUGGCUGGGGGUGAUAUAGCAAAGGCCGCGCAACUCGCGUUACACCGUCAAGAGGCAGGUCAAAGUAUCGUGAGCAAUCUUACGUUUUUAACGCCCAAUGGUCGUAAUAAAGCAAGAUUGAACGAUGAGGAAUUGAAGUCUCGUAUCAUAGCGCGAUACAGUUACGUCGACAGAGACGAUGAUUGUCGCGAGCAUCGCCCAGUCGCGCCGAAAACAGAACCCAAGAAGUUGGUACGAUAUCUCGACAAUAAAAUCGUAAGUGUAAAAGGUGAACGUUAUACGGAAGUGCGAAGGGGCGGCGAGGAUGAAGAUGGUAACGAAGGUGGUAGAAAGAGAGGCCAUUGCCGUCCGUAACCAGUCCCUUUGCCUCCACCCCCUGAUCCACCCCCUUGGAGGCAUCUAAGAGAUUUUCGAUUGAAUCUUUAACUUAGAUCAUUUCCAUCUUACUCGUAUAUAUAUAUAUAUAUAUAUA